This is a messenger RNA of Lathyrus oleraceus (garden pea), 2380 nucleotides long. RefSeq names its product proline-rich extensin-like protein EPR1. Lineage: Eukaryota; Viridiplantae; Streptophyta; Magnoliopsida; Fabales; Fabaceae. Bases 133 to 2211 code for a protein of 692 amino acids. The record is from RefSeq and is a predicted model, not a curated record. The transcript has 2 exons. Gene Ontology annotation, cellular component: plasma membrane. Gene Ontology annotation, molecular function: electron transfer activity.
AUCAAUUAAUAAUUCAGUCAUCACUAUACAACGGUAACCAACAAAAACUUUCUCUUUAUAUCACUCUCUUCAUCAUCACUUUUCCAUAACUCUCUUCUCUCUCUCUCUAUGUAUAGUACUUGUUAAUUAGUCAUGAAGCUUCUUCGAAAACAUAUUUGCAUCUUCUUGUUUCUUUUUAGUUUAAUUUCAUGUUCACAAGGCUAUACGUUUUAUGCUGGUGGAAAAGAUGGAUGGGUUUUGAACCCUUCUGAAAGUUACAAUCAAUGGACUGCGAGGAAUAGGUUCCAAGUCAAUGAUAUUCUAGUUUUUAAGUACAAGAAGGAGUCAAACUCAGUGUUGGUGGUGAACAAAGAGGAUUAUGAUGAGUGCAAUAAGAAGAAUCCGAUCAAGAAAUUUGAAGAUGGUGAUUCUGAGUUUCAAUUUGAUAGAUCUGGUCCCUUUUAUUUCAUUAGUGGAAAAGAUCAUAAUUGUGAAAAUGGUCAAAAAUUGAUUGUUGUGGUGUUGGCUGUGAGAGAACCUCCUCCUUAUGUGUCUACUCCUCCUCCCAAGCUUCUUCCUACACCUCCUUAUGUUCCAAUUACACCUCCCAAAACACCUUCUCCUGUUUAUAGUCCUCCCAAAAGUACUCCUUCACCUGGAAAUGAACCACCAUAUAUACCAAUUACACCCCCUAAAACUCCUUCUCCUAUUCACACUCCUCCUAAUGUUCCUUAUACUCCUCCAAAAGCACCUUCUCCUGGAAAUGAACCACCCUAUACACCAAUUACACCUCCAAAAACACCUUCUCCUACUCACACUCCUCCUAAUGUUCCAUAUACUCCUCCAAAAUCAGCUUCUCCUAUUCACACUCCUCCUAAUGUUCCAUAUACUCCUCCAAAAUCAGCUUCUCCUAUUCACACUCCUCCUAAUGCUCCAUAUACUCCACCAAAAGCACAUUCCCCUGGAAAUCAACCACCCUAUGUACCAAUCACACCACCAAACACUCCUUCUCCUAUUUACACCCCUCCAAAUCAUCCCCAUACUCCUCCAAAAGCACCUUCCCCUAGCAAUCAACCACCCUAUGUACCAAUUACACCACCAAACACUCCCUCUCCUAUCCACACCCCUCCAAAUCACCCUUACACUCCUCCAAAAGCCCCUUCCCCUAAAAAUGAACCACCAUAUACACCAACUCCUCCCAAAACGCCUUCUCCUAUCUCUCAACCACCUUAUGUACCAAUUACACCACCAAAAUCUCCUUCUCCUAGUGUUCCUUACACACCUCCAAAAUCUCCUUCUCCUAGUGUUCCUUACACACCUCCAACUACUCCUUCCCCUAGCAACCACCCUCCAAAAAACCCUUCUCCAAUUUCUCAACCUCCAUAUGUUCCAACACCACCAAACACUCCUUCUCCAACAUCAUCACAAGCACCUUAUAUUCAAACACCUCCAAAAAACGCUUCUCCAACAUCACAACCUCCAUACAUUCAAACACCACCAAACACUUCUUCACCAAGAUCACAACCACCAUACAUUCAAACACCUCCAAACUCUCCUUCUUCACCAACAUCACAACCACCAUACAUUCAAACACCUUCAAACUCUCCUUCUUCACCAACAUCACAACCACCAUACGUUUCAGCCCCUCCAAAAAGUACUCCAUCUCCAUCUUCUCAAACACCUCCAGGUGCUCCUUCACCAAUCUCACAACCACCUUACAUUCAUACUCCACCAACCACCUCUUCUCCAUCAUCUUCCCAAUCACCUCAAAUAUCCUCUCAGCCUCCAUCGACAGCACAAACACCCUCUGGAAAUGGAAUAGCACCAUCUCCACUAUCUCCAUACCCUUCAAACAACUCACCCUCACCAUCAAUUUCACCGGCAUCAACCUCUACUUCACCUCCAGCUCCCGCUCCAGCAAACUCGCCAAUAUCAACCACUACAUCACCUCCUGCUCCCACUCCCGUAGGUUCGCCGGUGUCAACCACUACUCCAACAGCAUCUCCUACAGGUUCCCUCCCGGCAGCAACAACUCCGUCACCUUCAUCCACUGCUCCUGGAACACGAGGAACACCGUCAUCUACCACAACAGGAAGUCCAUCACCGACAUCAUCGAAUGAAACGGCGCCAGGGAGGUCAAGCGGAGUGUCGUAUGCGAGUCCGUCGGGGGUAUGGGGUUACUCCAUUACAAUUUUGGUCGGUGCUGCACUCACGAGUACUAUUCUAGGAUAGAAAAAUCGUAUCGUACUAUUUUACUUUUCAUUUUUCAUAUAUAUAAUUGGUGAGCAUUUUUGUUUUGUAAGUGUUGCUGGACAUAAUUAAGAGAGAUAUCUAUCUCAGAACUAGUUUUUAUGUAUAAUAUGUGUACUUUAUAAAUUUACAAAGGUGUCUUGGAGUUCAA